AUGGCCCCCAAGAAAAGGCCCGCUUCGGUGAAGAAGGAGCCCGAGACACCGCCGAAGAAGCCGAAGCCUGCAAAGGCAAACUCUCCGGCCAAGGCCUCGCCGGGAGAGCCAAGCUCUCCCGGCCCGAAGCUGGGAAGUCCCCAGCCACCGCCUCCACAGCCUGCAAAGGCAACACCUACACCACCGCCUGCCAAGGCAGGGCAGCCUGCAAAGGCAAAGGCCAAGGCCCACCCGGCUCCUUCCAGGGAUGCUUGGAAGGACCUUCGCUACCAGCUGGGCAGCCUGAAGAAGGCAGGAAAGGGAGCGAACCUUCGCGCCCAGUGGGAGAACUGCAAGAUCCAGUCCGAAAAAAGGACUUUCUACUACGAAGUGUUCCUUCUGGACCCAGAGGUAAGCCAGAAGGAAGUGCACAAGGAGAGCUUGCAAAAGCAGAGCAGCCUGCAGAAGGCGGUCACUGGGUGGAUGACCAUGUGGGAAAUCGGCAAGCUUGAAGGAGCAGACCCCUCGGUUCCUUCCUUCGAAAGCCUGUGCAAGGCAGCGGUUGAAGGGCUUCCGAGUCGGAAGCAUGAAGUGGAAGCUUGGGCAAAGCAAGGUGUGCUACAGUACUGGCACAGCAAGGAAUUGCACAAAGAGACGACGACGAAGCACUCGUCGACCACGAAGACCUCGGAGAAGGUCGGGGAGCUCGAAGAUGAGCCUUUCCGGAAGGUCGAAGAGGCCCUGAAAAUCGAGAACUCUGUCCGGCCGUUGAUGCUGGGAAACAGCAAGGCCGGAAAGGCCGGAAGCUCUGGUGACGGGCCGCCGCAGCUCGAGGAGGAGAAGCCGGAGGAGGAGCAGCCUGAGGAAGGCGAUCUCUACAAGAAGGCCGUGCAAGGCUUGAGAAAGGCAGUGAAUGCUUACAGCUCCGCCGCCAGCAAAGUCACGACGAUGCUGGCAAGCCUGGAGAAGGCAAACCCCGAGGUUCAGGCAGACCCGCAGCAUGCGGUGUCGAAGAUCGCACUGGGGGAUCUGGAAACUUCAAGCUCGAAAGAGCGAAACCACUGGAACACCGUUUUGGCCAGGUGGCCGGCGACGUGGGACAGGGCGGCUGGGUUUUUCAACGAGACCGAAAAGGUCGAGGAGGUGCAGCUCGAAAAGAGCAAGUGCGAGAAGGCUCUCAAGGAGCUGAACAAAGUGCUUGCCCCUACGAAGGUUUGGGCGAAAGGCAAGCUGGACUUCUAG
Molecule: messenger RNA, 1221 nt
Organism: Symbiodinium sp. CCMP2592
Lineage: Eukaryota; Dinophyceae; Suessiales; Symbiodiniaceae
Source: the annotation of a GenBank genome assembly